UUGAUGCGUAGCAACCGGUCUACAUUGCACGACAUCUUGUGUUGACAUGGCCGACGAUCAGCUUCAUGUUGCCCAUGAAAGCGAAGACGAACAACUACAAGAAGAAGGUGACGACUACCAAGAUGAAGGAGAUACACAUUCAAUAAAAUCAGAGGCCGAUACAACAAAAAAGAAAGCAAAGAAACGAAAGAAAAAGCCCGCGAGUAUCAAUACAUCGUUGUGCAAGUACGAGAGCGUGCGUCGUGUCGCACGACGGCUAGGUUUGAAGGAGUCUCGUGACGACGAGGAGUGGGUUCUACUGUGGAGUGAUACAACCAUCGCUCUGGAACGCGUCGUGGAGCUCAAACGAUUUCAGAAAAUCAAUCAUUUUCCUGGCAUGGCUGAGAUAUGCAGGAAGGACUUGUUGGCAAGGAACAUGAAUAGAAUGGCUAAGCUGUUUCCAUCAGCCUAUUCGUUUACUCCGAGAUCUUGGUGUCUUCCUGCUGAUUAUGGUGACUUUCAGACGUUCUGUCGGCAGAAGAAGAACAAGACGUAUAUUUCUAAGCCUGAGAAUGGAUGCCAAGGGAAGGGAAUUUUUAUCAGCAAAAAUCCAAAGGACUUUCGGCCCGGCGAACACCAAGUUGUUCAGCAGUAUAUUUCCAAGCCGUUUGUUAUCGAUGGCUUUAAGUUUGAUCUACGAAUUUAUGUGCUUGUCACUCAGUGUGACCCUAUGCACAUAUUUGUGUACAAGGACGGUCUGGGACGAUUUGCCACACAGAAAUACACCGAACCAACUCCUAGCAAUUUGGAUGACACCUACAUGCAUCUCACAAACUAUGCUAUUAACAAGUUGAGCAAGGAUUUUGACAGAGAUGAAGAAACAGGCAGCAAACGCCGUCUCACAACUGUUGACAAAUGGUUUGAAGACAAUGGCUAUGAUAUCAAGAAGAUCUGGCAUGACAUUGAGGAUGUCAUCAUCAAGACACUCAUUGCCUGUCAUCCUAUUGUCAAGCACAAUUACCGCUCAUGCUUUGCCAAUCAUGUGGGAAGCAGCGCGUGCUUUGAAAUAUUAGGAUUUGAUGUGAUGUUGGACAAGAAGCUGAAACCGUGGCUGUUAGAAGUCAACCAUUCACCCAGUUUCCACACAGAUGCUCCUCUAGAUAAAGAAGUGAAGGAAGGUUUUCUGUAUGACACACUCAAUUUGAUUAAUCUUAAUGGUGAUGACAAGAGGAGAUGUCAAGAAGAGGACAGGAGGAAGGUCUAUGAUCGUUUGUUCCAACGACAGAAGGCAGUAAAACCAAAGAAAGAUCAGCAGGAGGAGACUCAACAGCAACACGAAGAGUGGACAAAGAAAUACGAAGAUAAACACUUGGGAGGUUUCAGACGUAUUUACCCAGAGAAUGGCAACGAGGCAAAUUAUGAACAGUAUUUCAUUGACAACGUGUCAUUAUUCACAGAAACAGCAGCAUCAAAAGCAAGACAGACAUGUGCCAAAAUGCUACGUGAACAGAUUGAAUCAAAGCAACGUGAGAUGGAGCAAUUCAAAAGCAAACUCUCUCACUCUCCACAAAAGCCACGUGAUGCACCACUCAGACCAGAAAGUCCUCGAAUCACAAGACGGCCACGUGUACCAAGAGCAAUGCCACGUGUUGCCCUCACAAAUACAUUAAAAUCAACCAGUGAUUUUGCAAUCGAAAAGAAAGAAGAUAAUUUGGACUCGACCCAGCCGAUUAAAAUUUGUGAGCAAGAAGAGUUGCAGCGUGUCGGCGAACUAAUGCAAAGAGAUAGUCUAGUGAGAGGGAUGGGCCUGGUGGAGUAUGUCAGUCAGUUGUUAAGAAUGUCACCUGGAUGUCAUCCCAGCCACAGAGGACAGGGAGGUAUUGAUCCUGAUGCAAGCAGCGUAUUCAAUAGCUCAGCCCUUAGCAAGCGGCGUCUCCAACAGUUUUGUAGCCCUAUUUCUGUCCCUUAUAGACCAGCGGUUGGCAGCCAUCAUCCUCAGUACAAAGUCCACUCACACAUGACGCCUCUUCAUCGCAGAGAUGCAUCAGAGUCCCUUGUUCCCUUAGCUCCUUUGUCGAAUCUGUCGUCGUCUUCGACGUAUGCGGCACGAGUGUACAGCGGUAGAGCAUAUAGAGACAAUCGGGGACACGUGGAGCAGGCUGGAGUUGCAGAACUGCCGUCUGCUGCUACUGUUCAUCACACAGGCAGUCAUUGUUACUUACCAAGAACGCAUUCGCACCCGAUCAAUGCACAGACCCCAAACCUAGCAAUUAUUGGCAGCAGUAAGAUUACGCUAACACAACGGUCUUCUCGAGUGACUAUGAACAGAGGAGGACAGGCAAAACCGCUGAAUUCACCAAGUGGCAACGAUGGCAUCAUGUGCUGAUCUCACAUUUAUUUAAUCUAUUUACAGUGACUCCACUGAAUCUAGUGGUAGAUCUUUCGUUUAGUUUAGAGACUGCUUAACAAAGGAGCAAGAUUGUCGAUCGUUUUCUAUUCCACAAGUACCAUAUAGUAUCUGUAGCGCAUGGUGUAUACUUUUCUAUAUACAGUACUGUCAUAUCACUGGA
Molecule: messenger RNA, 2549 nt
Organism: Corticium candelabrum
Lineage: Eukaryota; Metazoa; Porifera; Homoscleromorpha; Homosclerophorida; Plakinidae
Product: tubulin polyglutamylase ttll6-like
Exons: 15
Coding region: 47-2365 (772 amino acids)
Biological process (GO): protein polyglutamylation; microtubule cytoskeleton organization
Cellular component (GO): cilium
Molecular function (GO): tubulin binding; tubulin-glutamic acid ligase activity
Source: RefSeq, a predicted model, not a curated record